UGCAGAUUCAGCACCAGAAUUUAGUGACCGGUCGGAGACCUUUCUUUCUGCUUUCUUCUGACUGUUUUUGUCGACGACCCCGACGUCCCACCCCAACCAAUUCUCUCUCUCUCACUCUCUCUCUCUCUCUCUCGGCCGCGCGCGCGCUGAAAGGAAGAAGGAAGAGUUAGCAUAAUAUAGGAAACCCAUUUUGUUUGUUUCGUUAUUUUUGCUUUCAAUCUAUUGCCUGCACGGUGCACAGUUUGAAGAAGUUUGGUGAUUGUUAACAGAGUCAGGGCUUGAUUGGACGGUGAUUGGGGCAUUGCAUUUAUUGGUCCCGGUUAUAAUUGGUUUCGGAAUAUUAUAUUGAUCAGGUUUUCCGAUAAAGUACUGGGUUUGCAUUGGAUUAUGAUUAAUUUCUUGAGUUGUAGAUGGGCUCAUGUGAAAAUUUGGCUAUAAUUGAGAAACCGUUAUGUGGGUCAGUUCUUGAGCAGAACUUGAACCUAGAAUUUUCAGUUCCAUGUGUAUCGGAGCAGCGGUCUGGCUUGGAGGUGGCUCACAGAUUGUUUGAAUCUAAGGCUUACCCCCCAAAUGCUGUGGAUAGGUGUCAGGAUUUUUGUAUGGUUGGUGAUACUGGUGUGAGCUCCAGUGGGAUUACAGAGGCGAAGAAGGCUUUUACUACUGAUAGCGAUGGAUUGGUGAUUGAGAGACAAAAUGUGCAUGAUUUGAUGCUGGAGAAUGUACAGGGCAGUGAAUGUAGUAUCAGAGGGGACUGUAUGAUUGAGAUUCAGACUCAAAAUGUUGCAUCGUGCCUAGAGAAUAGAGGAUCUCAAGGUGAGUAUGACUGUGAAAUGCCUUUCAAAUCUGUACAGAUGACUGGUUCACAGGGGAAUUUUGCUCAACUGGAUGAGAUAGAUCAUAGGAGUGUCAGCGUUUCAUCACCAGGUAUCAUGGAGGUUAUCAAUGAGAAGAGUGGUGAUUUAGCUGGGUUAGAGACCAAUGCUCAUAAUAAAAUAUCUUCUUCAGACGGUCGUGAAAUGCCCUUGGAAUUAAUACCAAUGACUGAUUUCCCAAAUGGCUAUGCUCACCAGCAGGAGCAGGGGGACACUAAGAACAUUGGUGAUCUUCCUUUGGAGGUUAUGGAUCAGAAAAGUGAUGCUUCAGCAAGGACAGAAGCUGAUGUUCACAACUGGAUUUCUCCUUCAGAGGGUGGUGAAAUUCCUUUGCAAGUCUUACAUGCACGUGACUCGGUGAGCUAUGGUGAGCAGAAAUGUGAUAAGAGUGAUGAAGAGACUGUUGGUGAGCUCUCUGUAGAAAGGGUUAGUGGGAUUUUUCAAAGAACAAGUGAUAUUGAUACAUCCUUUCAAGCAUUGCCUCCACAGGGAUGCCAAAGGGCCUUGGAAAGUUUACAUAUGUCUGAAUUACCAAGCAUCUCUGCCCAACAAAAUGAUUGGAAGAAUGAUAAUGGUGUUUGUGGUGUUUGUGUAGAAAGGGUUCCAAAGGUUGUGGAGGAUAAAAGUGAUAUUACAACUGUUGAACUGGGUACCACUAUAUUACCAUUAGAAGAAAAUUCCUGCAAUUUAAAGGAGGGUGCUGCCAAUAUGACUCAUAACUGUACUUUUGAGAAAUCAUUUUCUGCCCCAUCUUGUCAACCCCUCAGUAUUGCCAAUCCUAAUACAUCAAAGGACAAGACAGAUGAGGAUAUUAUUACUUCUCUUAAUUCUAGCAGUGUGGCUGAAUGUUCUGGACAUACAGAUAAUGAAGGAAAAGAUACUGUCGGUAUUGGUUGUGGUUUUGAAACCAAAUGUCCUGAAGUUGUGUCCUCAUCUUCUCGAAGGAAGGGCCAGAGAAAUAAAUCAAGCCAAAAGAUUAAUAAAAAGAGGGCUGAAAAGAAACGCAAGAACGCAUCCCAUGUUCUACACCCGUGUGGAAGUAUUAAAAUUGUUUUGGAGGCUGCAAGACUGAAAAGAAGCUCUUUGUCAAAACCAGCUCGUUCUUCUAUUUGGGGAUCAUUGGAGAAUAUCACUCAAUUUUUUGAGCAGAGUAAUGGGAUCUAUGGGUUCGAUCAAGUACAGAAGAAAGGAUUGGGAAAAGCAAGGGGUGGCCGACGAAGUGGAAAGCAGAACAAGAGGCAAGCAAGUGGAAGCUCACAAGGGUCAAGGGGAAAUUGUCGUGCUUCAACUAGUCGUGUUCGUUUGAAGGUUAAAGUGGGAAAAGUAGCAGCUGAAAGUUGUCUGAACAAUAUAGAUCCAAAGUUUGUUGAUACUUCAGUAUCCUCCAAUGUUAACAUUAGUGAUUAUGGGACAGAUUUGUUUUCUGGAACAGGUUUAGAACUUCCGAAAUUUGCCGGUUCUAUUGAAGAUAAAUCACAGGAAGAUGGAAAACUUGCAAAUAAAGACACUGAGGGAGCCAAUACUAUAGAUAAGGCACCUGGUGAUGCAGAAAUUUAUCUUGGGGUUCCCUCCCAUGUAUUGGUCGAUGCAUUGGGAGGGGCAAUUGGGAAUAGGUGUAUAGAUUCUGGAACUUCUCCUGAUUCAGAAGUUAUCAAUUUGACUCCAGAUGCCCAAGUCACUCCAAGACAUAAUUUAUAUUUGCAUGACGCUCUUUUGAGUUCCUCCAAAGAUGUUGCUGCUCAAGAACAUCGUACUAACAGUAAGAGGGGUAAGAAGAAGAGGAUCCCUCAUUCACGUAACUUUGUUCUGCAGGAUGGAUCACCUGGUCCAACUUGCAUAAACAAAGCUAAAACAUCGAAGAAACAAGGAUGCAGACAACAUAUGGGCGAUAUACUUUGCUCUGGAGAGAUUUUCACUUCACUCACCAGCGCAAUUGCUUCAAGCAACUCGUCAAGCAACAAGGAAUUGUCUAUGGAACCAUUGGUUUUUCCAAAAGAGACGGAACACAUAAUGCUUGGAGAGGCUUGGAAAGAGGAAAGUGCUGUGGAAGCCAAAACGCAUUCCAUCCUACCUGUUGAGUCACAUGAUUCCCAGAAUUUGCCUCCUCCUACGAAAGCUAUGGUGUGUAAACUUUCAAAAUCUGGUAGAGUGAGCAAAGGCAGGUCCAAAGGUUCUGAAUCAGCUGACAAGAGAGGGAAUGUGCGUAGACAAAAGAGGGAGAAGCAGCCGAAGUCUGCCAAUAAGUUAAAAGUCGAGGAGAAGGUUGUUUGUAAUCAAAUCUUUCACAAAGUGGAAAGUCAGCCAGAAGGUGGAGAUCACAAUGUUGAUAGCGUUGGGAAAACUGACACUGUUGACAAUAUUGCAGUCACAAACAAAUCUAACUUGAACGCGGUACCAGGUGGCUUAGAGGAGCAGCAUCCACCCCCCCGUAAGGCGUGGGUUCUAUGUGACGUGUGUCAUAAAUGGCGUCGUAUACCAGCUCUGCUUGCAGAUUUAAUUGAUAAAAAAAAUUGCACAUGGACAUGUAAGGAAAACCUGGAUAAAGCCUUUGCUGAUUGCUCAAUACCUCAAGAGAAGUCAAAUGCAGAUAUUAAUGUAGAGUUGGAUAUAUCUGAUGCCUCUUGUGAAGAAGAUUCUAAUGAUGCACCUAUAAAUUACAAGGGAUUGGAAUGUAAGCGAUCAACAGGUUACCAAGAGUCAACUUUUCAGCAUAUUUCUACGAAUGAGUUUUUGCAUCGUAGGCGUAAAACUCAGACUAUCGACGAGAUAAUGGUUUGUCACUGCAAGCCAUCUUUGAAAGGCCUAUUGGGUUGUGGAGAUGAAUGCCUGAACCGAGUUCUUAAUAUUGAAUGUGUCCAAGGCACCUGCCCAUGUGGGGAGUUUUGUUCAAAUCAACAGUUCCAAAAACAGAGGUAUGCUAAGCUGGAAUGGUUUCGAAGUGGGAAGAAGGGUUAUGGGCUAAAGUUGGUGGAGGAUAUAUCCAAAGGGCAGUUUCUUAUUGAAUAUGUUGGAGAGGUGCUUGAUAUGCAUGCUUAUGAAGCACGGCAAAAGGAUUAUGCUUUUAAGGGUCAUAGACAUUUCUAUUUCAUGACAUUGAAUGGCAGUGAGGUAAUAGAUGCGUGUGCAAAAGGAAAUUUGGGCCGUUUCAUUAACCAUAGCUGUGCCCCUAAUUGCCGUACAGAAAAGUGGAUGGUGAAUGGAGAAAUUUGCAUUGGACUAUUUGCAUUAAGGGAUAUUAAGAAGGAUGAAGAGGUGACAUUUGACUACAACUAUGUCAGGGUGUUUGGGGCUGCUGCCAAAAAGUGUCAUUGUGGUGCACCUCAAUGUAGGGGCUAUAUUGGGGGUGAUCUUCUUAAUUCUGAAGUAAUUGUUCAGGGUGAUUCGGAUGAGGAAUUUCCAGAACCUGUGAUGCUUCUUGAAUAUGGUAAAAGUGUAGAUAGCUUGGAUAAUAAGAUGCCUAGGGCCAGUCCCUUUGAUUGUGCCGAGAUUCAAACUGCCAAGAGUAUAUUAAAAGCUAGACGUGGAAUGCAUAAAGCCACAAAUAAUGUUGGGAAAUUGGAAAGUACCAUAGAAAAGGAUGCCAUGAAUCAACCUGCUGCUUCCCAAUUACACAGUUCAUUGGAUCUGGAGGUAUCCAAGGAAAGGUUACCAUCUUUUGUUCAACCAGUAGAGAUAUCCCAACAAACUGAAGAUGUAACAAGCAAACCAAUGCCUGCUGUUCAGAAAGAGAAUUCCAGAGAAGAGGAGACUGUAAACAAAGCCUCAUCCUAUGCAGAUGGAUUAGAAAUUUCUCCAACAUUGACUCUGAGCAAAUCGUUAUUUGAUGGCACUGAUGCUAAUAUGAAGUCCAAAUCUGACACAGUUGAAGACAAGCGGAUUUCAUCAAAAUCACGUUCUCAGAUGAGAGUUUCUCGAUCAUCUAGUUCUGCUAAAAAAGGGAAAAUGAGUAGCAAUUCUCUGAAUACCAACAGAGUUCUGGUGACAGCCACCAAAUCUCAGCUGCUGUCUAUUAAACCAAAAAAAUUACUGGCAAGUUCUUCUAACAGCCGCUGUGAAGCAGUUGAAGAGAAACUUAAUGAGUUGCUGGAUAAUGAUGGAGGGAUUAGCAAACGAAAGGAUGCCACUAAAGGCUAUUUGAAGCUUCUGCUUCUCACUGCAGCAUCAGGUGAUGGUGGCAAUGGUGAAGCAAUUCAGAGCAAUCGAGAUCUUUCAAUGAUCCUUGAUGCUCUUCUGAAAACAAAAUCGCGUGCAGUAUUGAUCGAUAUAAUUAACAAAAAUGGGUUGCGGAUGCUGCACAACAUAAUGAAGUUUUACAGGAGGGAUUUCAAAAAGAUUCCUAUCCUCCGGAAGCUUCUCAAGGUCUUAGAGUAUUUGGCAGUGAGGGACAUACUUACAACUGAACAUAUUAAUGGGGGUCCACCUUGUCAUGGAAUGGAGAGCUUUAGGAAGUCAAUCUUGUCACUGACAGAGCAUGAUGACAAACAGGUACAUCAAAUUGCACGGAACUUCAGAGAUAGGUGGAUUCCUAGACCUGUUCGAAAACUUAGCUACUUGGACAGAGAUGAUGGGAGGAUGGAGAUUUUACGGGGUUCGAACUGCAACAGGUUUUUGUCAUCAAACAAUUAUUGGCAUGAUCUAGAUGCAAGACCUACGGAGGCAAUUGAUUGUGUGAAUCAAUCAAUGGUUGCAAUGCCCUCAUACGAUUCUGGUAACCAGGAGGGUUGCUCUGCCCCUUGUGUAGGUGGUUGCCUGACUAGUGAGAGAAAAACACGUAAACGUAAAAGCCGAUGGGAUCAGCCGGCAGAGACAAACCCAGGUUCGAGAUCACCCCUGAAGGAACAGAAGAUUGAGUCUUCAUUGAUGCAGCAAUUUGAAUCCUGGCCAUUACAAGGAGGCAGUGUUGAGGAGGCUCUGGAUCAUACGGACACAGUAAGCAGAAAGAAUGGUAAUUUCAAUGGUUGUGUUGAUGAUCACUCUCAGCAAGAUGAAGCUCUUAGGGCUGACCAUGGAAGUCAGAACAUCCCUGACGAUGUUCCACCUGGGUUUUCAUCUCCCCAAGCUCAGGGUUUAUCAUAUGCUUCAUCAGCUGCUAUGGAUCUCCAUCGACAAAAUGUUUGCCAUAUGAAGCGUCCUUUUGAUGCAGUUGUUGGACAGCCACAGGGGAAGUUCAUUUCUUGCCUGCCUGUCUCGUAUGGAAUGCCCUUGUCAAUCGUACAGCCUUUUGGCACACCCAAUGCAGAAAGUGUAGAUGGCUGGUUUAUUGCCCCUGGCAUGCCUUUUCAACCUUUUCCUCCAUUGCCUCCAUUUCCCCGGGAUAACAAAGAUCGUCCAACUUCUCAUGCUUCUAAUCCUUUGUCGAUUGAUCAACCUGCAGUAGGACAAAGGAACGGCCAUUAUCCCACCCCUUGUCACGCAGAUGAAACCCUUAAAAAUUUGGACAUUCCAAGUUCACAUAGCCAGCAGCCAUUUAAGCGAGUGAGGGAAUCCUCAUACAGCUCGGGAAGGAGGUAUUUCAGGCCAGAGAAAUGGAAUGCUCCAAAAACAGUGCCCCCAUGGCUUCGGAAAAGGAAUGGGUGGGGACAGGUGGCAGACAGCUUGAGAGGUUCUUCAUGCGGCAAACGUAUAGGAAAUGUAGCAAAUGAGGCGACCAACUCAUAUUUACCAGAGGAUGUGAGCUGUAGAGGAGAAAAGGCUGGCAAUAAUUAUUAUCAGCAUUCCCAGAACCAAAAUCAUCAUUGAUUUAUAGAACAAAUUCUGAAGAUCUACUUGAUUUCUUCUAUACUUUCCAUUCUCAAUUCUUUUGUUUCCAAGUUUAUAUCUAAUGAAAUCUUAAUUAAUUUCAGAAUUCCAGUCCUCUUAGUCUGUUAUACCAUACCCAGGUGAAAGAGCUACCCCCAUUCCAGUCCUGAAUAAUAAACUCAAGAGUCCACCCCUCGAAGUGAGUCAUUCAUAUGUAUGUAUCAUUUUCUCAUAGAAAUUUGGAAGGCUCGUGCAUUUUUAAGAACAGAACAAGAGACCAUGAUCGAUUCUUUUGUGUCUUCAAGUUAUGCUCCUAUUUUUUUGGGCAUGAUGAUGCACAAGACAGAAGAUGGAAUUGUUUGACUGUUGUGAUGUUGGAAGGAUUUGUCUCCAAACCGAGUUUGGAUCUCUAAUAGCCUGUUGGAACUCAAAACAGUAUUAUUGAUCAGUUCACUGACUGGUUUGUUGUAAAGGGAUUAAAAGGAUAGUUAUUGUCUAUUGAAAUGAUUGUGACAAGAUACUGUAUUUUAUUUUA
This is a messenger RNA of Carya illinoinensis, 7146 nucleotides long. RefSeq lists its product as uncharacterized. The coding region runs from base 411 to 6611 and encodes 2066 amino acids. Gene Ontology annotation, biological process: regulation of DNA-templated transcription. Gene Ontology annotation, cellular component: nucleus; chromatin. The transcript has 18 exons. Lineage: Eukaryota; Viridiplantae; Streptophyta; Magnoliopsida; Fagales; Juglandaceae. Gene Ontology annotation, molecular function: protein binding; histone H3K36 methyltransferase activity; zinc ion binding. The record is from RefSeq and is a predicted model, not a curated record.